Messenger RNA from Penicillium paradoxum, 969 nucleotides. RefSeq lists its product as uncharacterized. The coding region runs from base 1 to 969 and encodes 322 amino acids. Gene Ontology annotation, molecular function: zinc ion binding; ubiquitin protein ligase activity; ubiquitin conjugating enzyme binding. Lineage: Eukaryota; Fungi; Ascomycota; Eurotiomycetes; Eurotiales; Aspergillaceae. The record is from RefSeq and is a predicted model, not a curated record. The transcript has a single exon. Gene Ontology annotation, biological process: ubiquitin-dependent protein catabolic process; positive regulation of proteasomal ubiquitin-dependent protein catabolic process; protein polyubiquitination. Gene Ontology annotation, cellular component: cytoplasm; ubiquitin ligase complex.
AUGGAAGAUGAUCGGAAUAAGGCUGUAAUUCUACAGCUUUUGCUUGAGGAUUUAGAAAGCCUUGAAGACAGGCAGAAGGGAAAACAGGGAGCAGGACAAGAGACAGACAUCGAACUUGCCCUCAGGUGCAUGAGAGAGGAUGUCCAGGCCACCCAAACUUGCAUUGAAGAUCAGAUCCUGGCUCUUAGCACUAGCACUGCCAUCGCGACAGAUCAAAAGAUCCUGUCAUCAUUUCAACACGAGGAACGGGUUGCUAAUGAGGAUCGUCAACUUGCCCUCGCUCUGGACAGUGGGACUCGUCCGCCUAGAACAACCCCCUUUGCGGGACCCGGCAUGAAAUCACCAGACGAUGAUGACGAUACUGUUUCUCUGGUUAUGGAAGAUCUCAUGGACCGAAUGAUUCUGAACGAGAAGCCCCUCAAUGGCGAAGGCUCUUCGCGCGUACGCUCAUCCCGAACACACAACUUCAUGAGAGAAUGUGCCUCUUGUUUGGACAAGUUUGAUACUACCGUGUUCAACGGUCCAUGUGGCCACGGAUUCUGCUACGACUGUACGAGGCAGAUGUUCCUAGGUGCAAUCAAAGACGAGGAGCUGUACCCGCCGCGUUGUUGCGGAAACGUUGUCCCGCCUGGAACUGCAAUGAGAGUGUUGGACUACGAGGAGCUUCGGAAGUUCAGUGAGCGCGCCCUUGAAUGGACAGCUCAAGAUCGCCUUUACUGCGCCGACCCGAUGUGUUCGAAAUUCAUCCCCGCAUUUGCCAUUCAAGACCAGCACGGUACUUGCUCUGAAUGUCACCAGCAAACUCAUUUGCCAUGCCGUUCCCUCGCACAUCCGAAGAUCGAUUGCCCGAUGGACGAAAAUCUCGAUAUCGUGUUGGAAAUGGCGGACUCCAAACAUUGGAAACGUUGCUUUAACUGCCAGACGAUGGUCGAGCUUCGCUACGGCUGUAAUCACAUCACCUGUCGGUAG